Rhincodon typus (whale shark) is the source of this 2380-nucleotide messenger RNA. RefSeq names its product prostaglandin E2 receptor EP4 subtype. Gene Ontology annotation, cellular component: plasma membrane. Lineage: Eukaryota; Metazoa; Chordata; Chondrichthyes; Orectolobiformes; Rhincodontidae. Gene Ontology annotation, molecular function: prostaglandin E receptor activity. Bases 599 to 1930 code for a protein of 443 amino acids. The record is from RefSeq and is a predicted model, not a curated record. Gene Ontology annotation, biological process: inflammatory response; negative regulation of inflammatory response; adenylate cyclase-activating G protein-coupled receptor signaling pathway. The transcript is spliced from 2 exons.
UGUUGAUUAGAAUGUGAAAGGAGGUUUGAACCUGCCUGAGUCACACAGACUGAGAGAGCCAACGUGUCGUGUCAGAGAGAGAGAGAGGCUCGGACACCUUCCCAACACGGUCUGGGGAACUGGGAGGCAGAAGGGAGUGAGGUGCAGCCUCCAGCCGAGUUUGGAAAUACUGUGAGCUCAUUGCACACCCUGGACCGAGAGGAGAGGGACCGCAGCAAUCUACAGACCCUGAAUGAGCAGCAAGAAACCAUGGCGACCAAGGUGUGCAUCUCUCUGAGAGGAGUGCAAUAUUGCUUUAAAGAGUGAGUACCUGCCCAUCCCUGCACCUCCUCAACCCUGCUCCGUCAAAUCACCUUCCUCAAAACUUCGGCUUGAAACCUGGAGAGUUCGUACCUUCCCGAGGGUACCACCCCAUCCAUUGUGGGAUUGUGUUAGACUCUGGCAGCACCGUCAAACAGGAGCUGGAAUUUCCGAACAGUUUGUUCCCACGCCAGGGGAACUGGGACUGGAUGUUGAAGAGGGAAGGUUGUGUUGGGCGAGACUGAGUGGUUUUUAUUGACUGGUUUGGACACUGCAGACAGAGGGUGCACCUCUGACCAUGAGUCUGCUCAAUGACAGCGACAAUGUCAACAGCAGCACGAUUCUCAAAAGCUCCAAGUUCCCGGUCAUCCCCACAGUCAUGUUUGUCUUCGGGGUGGUAGGGAAUCUGAUUGCCAUUGUGGUCCUCUGUAAAUCUCGGAAGGAACAGAAGGAGACUACCUUCUACACCCUGGUGUGUGGGUUGGCAGUGACUGAUCUGCUGGGGACCUGCCUGGUCAGCCCCAUCACUAUCAUCACCUACAUCAACGGGAACUGGCCAGGGGACAGUGCACUCUGUGAGUACGACUCCUUUGUCCUUCUCUUUUUUGGGACAUCCGGCCUCAGCAUCAUCUGCGCCAUGUCCAUCGAGAGGUACCUAGCCAUUAACCAUGCUUACUUCUACAACCACUUUGUGGACAAGAAGCUGGCAGGUGUCACACUCUUUGCUAUCUACCUGGCCAACACCCUCUUCUGUGCCCUGCCCAACUUUGGCCUGGGUAAGACCGUGCAGCAGUUCCCCAACACCUGGUGCUUCAUUGACUGGCAGACGGAGGAACCCCUGCACGCUGUCUACUCCUACAUGUAUGCUGGCUUCAGCUCUUUCCUCAUCCUGGUCACUGUCAUCUGUAACGUGCUGGUGUGUGUCGCUCUGAUCCACAUGCACCGCCAGUUCAUGCGACGGACCUCAUUGGGCCAUGACCUGCGGCUCAGGGAACUGCGACGUCGCAGGAGUUUCCGCCGCAUGGCCGGCGCCGAGAUCCAGAUGGUCAUCCUGCUGAUCGCCACAUCGGCCGUGGUGCUGGUCUGCUCUAUCCCGCUGGUGGUGAGGGUGUUUAUUAACCAGCUGUACCGACCUGCUGUUACAAAGGACAACUCUAAUCCUGAUCUAAUGGCGAUUCGCAUUGCAUCAGUGAACCCCAUCCUUGAUCCAUGGAUCUAUAUCUUGCUCCGUAAAACUGUCCUCACCAAACUACUGGAAAAGAUCAAGUGUCUAUUCUGUAAGCUGGGUGGGCGAACCCCUCACACCAACAGCAGCUUCCAGCAACUGGGCCCUCGCCGUUCCUCAGCUACUUCCAGCCAAUCUCCCUCCUUCAUCUCCAAAGACUUGGUGAACGACAACACCUCACAAACUCUGCUCUAUCACUUUGAGUUGACCGAUGUGCUGCCGGGGUCCCUGGGAACGCGAUCGAGUCUGAAGCAAGCAGCGUCCCAGCCUGAGAUGCAGCAGGACAGUGGGGUCCUGCAGGGAGGGAGUCCCACACAGGAGAAGACAUUAGUGGCCAGCACGGACACUGACAGCUCCUUUACCUUCACAAACGAGCAAACAGGAGUGGCUGAGAAAUGUAUAUAAAACUGUGGCAGCGGUGCAGAAGGAACAACAACCAGGAGAAUUUGUACACAUUGGACCCAGGGGAAUGGUAUAAGCUGAACUGUACACAGCCCUGGAGAGUCUAUUAUCUAAACUGUAUAUUAUUCAGAGGAAUAUGGACUGAAGUGUAUGUGACCCAGAAGCAUCUCAACUGAACUUCACACUUCCCCGGGGGUGGGGAGUGGCUGGUCUGAACUAUACAUUACCUGGGACAUUAGUUUAGACAGAGCUGUGUGUCCAUGGCUGUGUGUGCUACAGCUCACACUGGGGCCCAGUAAAUAUUGUGUUUGUGAGUUAGAGUUAUCAGUAAGAUGUGUGCUCCAUUCUUCUCUGUGAGAAGAUGACAGUGUAACCCGUGAUGUGGUUUGUUUGUGUAACUGUGAUGCUAUUUCAUUGAAUUUAUCAAAUACAAUUCCAACAUCUUUCAUUUGA